Molecule: messenger RNA, 594 nt
Organism: Suillus clintonianus
Lineage: Eukaryota; Fungi; Basidiomycota; Agaricomycetes; Boletales; Suillaceae
Exons: 2
Coding region: 1-594 (197 amino acids)
Source: RefSeq, a predicted model, not a curated record
AUGUCGCGCAUCCCUCCUCGUCCCGGUACAGCCCAGAAGAGAAUGCCUGAUACUCAAAAAGAAGAAGUGAGCGAAUGCCUUUUUAAGUGGGGAGAUGACAUAGAUAUCAAUCUCGGCGGAUAUCAUAUGUCCCCCUCCUCAGCUCGUGCUAUCAACAAGACUCUCGGCAUCAAUGAUUCCGAGUAUAAAGACGGCCAACUGGAAAUCCCGAUCAACACCUGGCUCAAAGACAAUAAACCAGACAUUCUGAGUGGAUGCCUUACAUGGCAGUUCGACCCACUUAGCAGUCGUGUCUUCUUCUUCACACACUUUUGUGAUGACUGGGUGUGGCCAGAAGAAGACGAGGAAGAUCUGCGGGUCAAGAACUGGCUAAAGGAGAACGGCGCCACUGACAUGACGGAAUGGAUAGCCUUAUGGGACGAGUAUGGUUUCACUCACUACGGGUUGAAACCUCGAGCAAUGUCGAGUGAUUACAGGAAUUCGGUGCCAAUCAGACAGUUUAUCGACAAUCCCUGGACGUCGCCCGCGAGCAAGCUUAGGGGCAAUCCGGACAAAGAAGAAAAACCAGAUUACAACCCUGACCAGCAAGAUUGA